Molecule: messenger RNA, 1300 nt
Organism: Salpingoeca rosetta
Lineage: Eukaryota; Choanoflagellata; Craspedida; Salpingoecidae
Exons: 7
Coding region: 79-1038 (319 amino acids)
Source: RefSeq, a predicted model, not a curated record
UUGCUCAAUCCAUCAACAACACCAGGAUCGACUGCCUCGCUUGCUUGCUUCACUGACGGACUGGACUGUGUUGCUAGUAUGGAGGCUCGUGCGGGUGUGUUCCAGCGUGUGCUGGCCCUUGGCGAGGGCAUGUGGAUGGUGCGUGGGCACUUCCACCUCGGCGAGGGCCAGACGGAAGGCCUGAAGUGGGCUGGCCUGCGUGAUCGGAUGCUGUCCCUCCUCAGCGAUGGACUGCAGGACCAGCGGCUGCAGGAGGGCGAGCACAACGAGUCGACCAAGGAGCAGCUGGCGGAGGAACGCGCCAUGGUGCAGCGUCUCAUGGACGGUGACGAGCUCCCCUUUGUCCUCGACACGACCAUGGGCAUUGCAACGACUGGCAACGGCGACAAACAGCUGGCCCUGCUUUCUCCAACACCAUUCGAUGAGGAAGUGCGCAAGCAGAUUGACGCCCUCGGGAUCGUGGAGGCCAUCGUCGCUAGCAACCUUCAGCAUUGGCUGUUCCUGCCCAAGUGGGCGCAGGCGUACCCAGAUGCCAAGAUCUACCUUGCACCGAGCGCGCUCGGAGAGGAUCUUGAGACGAAGCUGACAGACCACACGCCAGAGUCGCUGCCUCAGCCAAAGAGCGAAUGGGUCGUGCUGGAGGAGAGCGGGCACCAGCUUGGACCGCACCUUGAUCAGCAGCUGCUGCUCGGGGCGCCGCUCAACAUGAACGAAGUUGUCUUCUUCCACGCGCCAUCCCACACCCUCGUUGCAAGCGACAGCUUCUACGGCGGAUAUGCACAGGACGAGUCGCCCUCGUGGUUCGGGCGGCUGUGGUUCAAGCUGACGAAGAAGGCGUUCCGCAGCGCAACCCUGCCCAUCUACCGCACAAGCCGCGUCAUUUCGCACGGUGACAGGGGCAAGCUCAUCGCCUGCGUCAAAGACAUUGCACAGCGAUGGGCGUUUGACAAGAUCAUCUUUGCACACGGCACGAGCCCGUACACACACGAGCCCCGCAAGGCAUACGUGGACGCUUGGUCGGUGCUCACGUCGAUGUGAGGUGGCAGCUGUCACUACAGCUGAUGCCAACAGCACGACCAUCACCACAACCACGACCGAUAAACAAAACCGAUGGCAGCGAGACGCAUCCAUGUUGGUCAUCGUUCUCCCUCCUUCACGCACACGCACACGCACACGCACAACACACGCACGCACGCACACGCACACACACACACACACACGCGCGCGCGCGCGCGCAGUCUUCAGUUGCUCGCACUGCGUUGUCCGUUAACCCCGACGAACCAUAAAACCAACAACACGA